Molecule: messenger RNA, 655 nt
Organism: Micromonas commoda
Lineage: Eukaryota; Viridiplantae; Chlorophyta; Mamiellophyceae; Mamiellales; Mamiellaceae
Exons: 2
Coding region: 28-414 (128 amino acids)
Source: RefSeq, a predicted model, not a curated record
CGACGACGCGCGAGGCACUCGCCGGAGAUGUCCAGCUGGAACCAGAGCGAUGCCGUGAGGGGCCGACAACCCGCGCGUUCCUCCUCCUUGUUCGGCGACGCCAACUCCGUGGAGAUGCAGAUGCGCGCCGACCCGGACCAGCUCGAGCGCGAGAACGACGCCGCCAUAGGGCACAUGUCCGACCGCGUCGCCAUGCUUCGGUCCAUCACCGACAACAUCCACAACGAGGCCGAGUCGCACAAGAAGCUGCUGGACAACAUGGGGGACUCCAUGGGAGGCGUCGGGGAGACGCUCGGGGAGACGUUGAAGCACUUCAACGCGGUGUUCGUGAACAACAAGAGCGGAAGGCAGUUCUGCUACGCGGUGUGGGGGAUGGUCGGCGUCAUCUGGUGCCUCCACUACCUCAGCUCGUGACGAAGAAAGCACCGUCUCGUGAAAGUCGCGAAUGGACGAUUCCGAUGGGGAGAAAGAGGGAGAGGAAGACAGAUGGGGGGGGUAAAACGGAGGGAGCCGAACGGGUCGAUCAGCGGAGACUCGACAUUAGCUAGCCGCGGCGGCGCGAGACGAACGGACGCCGCGCGCGUUUCGACGGCAUCAUCGGGAGGACGCUCCGCUCUCUCUCUCGCAAUUCGUAAAUUCACUCAUUCGGGUGCUC